Glycine soja is the source of this 5863-nucleotide messenger RNA. RefSeq names its product chromodomain-helicase-DNA-binding protein 8-like. The transcript is spliced from 16 exons. Gene Ontology annotation, molecular function: chromatin binding; ATP binding; ATP hydrolysis activity. Lineage: Eukaryota; Viridiplantae; Streptophyta; Magnoliopsida; Fabales; Fabaceae. The record is from RefSeq and is a predicted model, not a curated record. Gene Ontology annotation, cellular component: chromatin; nucleus. Gene Ontology annotation, biological process: negative regulation of transcription by RNA polymerase II; chromatin remodeling. The coding region runs from base 760 to 5409 and encodes 1549 amino acids.
UGUUAUCCCUCUGCAGCAUACUAUUUUCAUUCUCAAUGUUUUUUUUUUCUUUUUUUCUUUUAAUAACUCUAAACACACAGGGUUUUUCCGUUUCGUUAAUUAAUGUUGAUAAAUCAUUGUUUACCAUACCAGCAGCUAUCUGAACAAACUCGUAGUGUACUACAUACAUUUUAUUUAUUUUUGUCACAUUUUGCGGUAUAAUUGUAUUUAAUUUAUUUAUUUUGCAGUUUUUUUUUUUUGGUUUACUAAGAGGUAGCUGAACAUACUCGUAGUAUAUACCAAAAGUUGCUUGUGAUUACUGUAAUGAUUGUUGUUUAAAGACAUGGUAGGGUUUUUGGUUUCGGUGAUUGUUCUGUUUAGUUUAGUUAUCGUGCUCGUGUGUAAGAAAACUUGUUCGGUAAACUAUUGUGAACUUCCAACUUUUUUCUUCUUCAUGAUCUUACCAAAAUUAAGAAUAUGUUUUCCUAUAAGGUCUCGUGGUGGUGAUUGUUCUAAGUAUUUUGUUAGGGGGAAGAAUCGAAUUCACCACCGUUUCCUCCCGCCGUUCUCUUUUUACCAUUUAACCAACCUUAUAACUCCUGAUGUGUGAAGAAAUGAAGUUAGAAGAACGUGGUUUGAGUUUUGGAUUAUUAUUUUUCUGAAAGUUAUACUUAUAAUAUAUACCCUUUACAGUAGACUUUACCGUUUCUUCUCCUUUAAAGUUUCAGGUAGUCUGGGAUCAAGCAUCUUCAUAUCGUGAUAGAUACUGUUGUCUGUGACAUGAAUGCCGAGACUCUUGCUAGGUAUGCCCAUUCUCGGUGCAUUGAGGGAUUGACUAAAGAAUGUAAAGACAACGCACAAGAAAAUUCUCAUUCUCAUGUGAAAGAUAAAAAAGGUGGAGAGGAAGUUGUGUGUUCCAAUUGCGUGCGAGGUGGAGUACUUUUAUCUUGCUCUGGAAAAGGAUGUCAAAGGAGGUACCAUCCCUCUUGUGUGGAUCCUCCUCUCAAUUACAUUCCUUUGGGGUUUUGGCAUUGUAUCUGGUGCACUAAGAAAAAGAUGGAGCUUGGUGUGCAUUCCGUUUCUAAAGGAGUGAAAUCCAUUUUGGAUUCUAGAGAAGUGGUUUCAAAAAAUAAAGUGAUGCAAAGGGAGUACUUUGUCACGUAUCAUGGUCUUGCUCAUGCUCACAACCGCUGGAUUCCAGAAUCAAAAUUGCUUCUCGAGGCUCCUAAGCUCUUGGCCAAGUUUAAGAGGAAACUGCAGGUUACCACCAGGUGGAAAAGAGAUUGGAGUAUACCCCACCGUUUGCUGCUAAAAAGGGAAAUUGUAUUUUCAAAACAAAAUGAUCAACAUUUUGAUGGGCAUGGUGACAAUGGUUCAAAUUGCCGUUAUGAGUGGCUUGUCAAAUGGAGGGGUCUUGGUUAUGAUAAUGCUACUUGGGAGUUAGAUGAUGCUUCAUUUUUGACGUCACCUGAAGGCAGGAAAGUCAUAGAUGAUUACGAAAGUCGUCGCAAGAGAGCAGAGAGACUGUCAAAAAAUCAUUUUGAAGCUAAUGAGGAGAGAAAAGCUUCCUUUUCUGAAUUAUCAGUGUUGCCAACUGGAGAUUCGCCAGGAUUUUAUAACCAGCAUUUGACUUAUGUGAACAAGCUUCGCAUGUGUUGGCACAAAGGUCAGAGUGCUCUUAUUGUAGAUGAUCAAAUUGACCAGGAGCGGGUUAUGAAGGUGAUUUUGUUUAUAUUAUCUUUGAAUUGUAAUGUGAGGAGGCCUUUUCUCAUCAUCUCAACUUCUGCUGCCCUCUCUGUAUGGGAAACAGAGUUCUUACGUUUGGCACCAUCUGCCAAUCUUGUAGUUUACAAGGGAGACAGAGAUGCACGGAGUAGCAUCAGGGCAUUAGAGUUUUUUAAUGAACAUGGUGGAAUAUUAUUUCAAAUACUGUUAUCAUCUUCUCAUAUUAUUGUUAAGGACUUGCAUGAACUAAGAUGCAUUACAUGGGAAGCAAUAAUAAUUGAUGAAUGCCAGCAAUCCAGACUUUCAGGACACUUGGACGAUAUCAAGAUUCUAAAAGCUGAAAUGAGACUCCUUCUUGUUAGUGGACAAAUCAAGGAAGAUCAAGCUGAUUAUAUCAAACUGCUUUCAUUACUCAAGUCCGGACAGCAUGGAUCAAGUAUUGCUCAAGUGGAAACUUAUUUCUCUGCUUCUUCUACCAUUUCCAAUUUGAAGAGUCAAUUGGAAAAAUAUGUUGUAUUCAAAUGCAAAUCUGGCUCCACUAGGUUUGUAGAGUAUUGGGUUCCAGCCUGCCUUUCCCAUUUGCAGCUUGAGCAGUAUUGUUCAAUGCUGCUUUCAAACUUAAUGUUGUUAUGCUCAGGCCAAAAGUCCGACUCAGUUGAUGCCCUCCAUGACCUUAUUAUCUCAAUAAGGAAGUGCUGUGACCACCCUUAUCUCCUGAACCCGGAACUGCAAAGUUUUGUUACUAAAGGUCUACCUGAUGAAGAGCGUUUAAAUAUUGGUAUACAAGCAAGUGGAAAACUGCAACUCCUUGAAAAAAUCCUUUUGGAAGCAAGAAGUCGUGGGUUAAGGGUGUUAAUAUUAUUUCAGUCAACUUGUGGCUCUGGAUCAAUUGGAGAUAUUUUGGAUGAUGUUCUCUGUCAGAGAUUUGGUAAGGAUUGCUAUGUACGAUAUGAUAGAGGUUAUACCCCAAAAUCAAAGCAAGCUGCUUUAGACACAUUUAAUGAUGGAGAAAGUGGAAAAUUUGUCUUCUUGAUGGAAAACCGUGCCUGUCUCUCUAGUGUUAAGCUUUCUUCAGUGGACACUGUUAUAUUGUUUGACAGUGAUUUGGAACCACAAAAUGACCUAAGAGGCUUACAAAGGAUGUCUAUCAGCUCACAGUUUAAACAGAUUACUGUUUUCAGAUUGUACUCAUUUUUCACUGUUGAAGAAAAAAUUUUAAUGCUUGCAAAAGAGGGUAUAGCUCUUGACAGCAAUGUGCGAUUGCUUAGCCAGAGUAUUUGUCCCACCCUGCUAAAAUGGGGGGCCUCCUAUUUGUUCAAUAAGCUUGAUGAUUUGCAUGCCAGUGUUGUUUCUACUCCAGACACUGUAGAUAUGUCACUUCUAUGUGAUACAACCUCUGAAUUAUCAUCCCAAUUGGUUUGUGGUGCUGAUGAUACUGAUUGUCAUGGAUGGUCAUUCAUAUCAAGAAUACAGCAGAAUGGAGGGGAAUAUGCGAGGGAUGUUUUAUUGCCAGGAGAAAGAAUAAUGAAAUCUGGCGGUGAGCCAUGUGGUUUUUCCUGGAGUGAUCUUGAAGGAAGGCAUCCUAAAUGGAAAUUUUUGCCUGUUUCAUCUCAGAGGAUCAGGAACACAGUCAAACAUUUUGAUUACGGACUAAGAGAAUCUGAAUGUGAAAAAUACACCUUUAUAGAAAAGAGGACAGCGUCGAAGGAUAAUGUUGAUCCCAAGAGGAGAAAAGUGUCCAAGGAUAAUGCUGAUCCUGAGUGGAGCAAAUGGACCAUGAAUAAAGUUGAUCCCAAGAGGAGAAAGGUGUCCAAUGAUGUUGUUGAUUCUAAAGGAAGGGAAGUGUCCAGGAAUAUUGUUGAUUCCAAAUAUUGGAAAACAAGGUUGAAGAGCAAGAAGAAUACAAGUGUUGUCAAUAGAGCAAAUAAAUCAAAUGGGCAUCCCUUGACCAAUGAAACUACGGGAAAAAUUGCAACGAACAUGCAAUUUUCAGAGAAAAAGAACCCGCCUGACAUACGAAAUUUGCCAAAGCCAGAUAUAUCAGGUCUUUGCGACAUUCUACGUUUUUCGAAAAAAGUCAAGGCUGUCGCCAUGAGGAUUCUUGAGCACAUAUUCAAACAUUACAAUGUUAAUUGCCAAGAAGUUUCUACUGUACAGGCUUUUGAAAUAUCUGUGUGUUGGCUAGCAGCUUGUUUGUUGGAACAUGAGAUUGAUAUGAAAGAUUCACUUGCUCUAGCAAAACUGUACUUGAACUUCGAUUGCAAGGAAGAGGAAGCCACCGAUGUUUACUCAGAACUGUGGAAGCAUGUGAAGGAUUUUUCUAAUUGUGUACAAAAUGGACUUUGCGUCGAGAAAUGCAAUAGAAGUGGUGCUUCAGACUCCAACAUGCCUGAGCUGAAUGAUUUGGCAGAGGAGGAGAAGCAGAAGGAUUUUCUGGGUACUUGUGUUUCAAAACUUGUGAAAUCUGUCACAAAUGAACUCAAUCUUCAAAUGAAAUCUCCCACAACAGUGGUUUCACAAGACCUGAGUUGUACUCAUGAAAUUUGUUUAUCUCCAAAUACACCUGGUAGUUUUCCUGUGGAAGGAGAUGCUAUCUCCAUGGAAUCUGGCUCAGAAGAUGACAGAGUGAACGCUAUAACAUUAAUAACUGCAGAAGAUUCAUCCGUUGAUCACGGGAGUAAUGAUGUCAACCCUGUUACUGGUUCUUUGGAAAGACAGAGCCCUAUUAGAAGUACAGAUAUUACACAAUCUGAUGGCAAUGUUUUUGAAGAUCCUCAAAUUUUAGUGAAUAAAGUGGUUGCUAUUGACAAUGGUAUGAAUAUGUCUACUCAUUCUGCGCAGCUUGACAGUGUUGAGGCAGAUGCUGGAACUUCUGCUAGUACUGCUGUUCCUGAGGUCAGACGGUGGUACAGUGUAAUGAGUCCUGUAUGUGAUGAGUCAACUGCUCUGAAGUUUCCUGAGACUACCUUACCAUAUAUGCAACCAUCGGAUUCAAAUUUGUGGCCAUUGCCUCAGAUGGCAAUGUCUGCUAUUCCAUCUUUUCCGGAGAACAAUGCGGCUAGUACAGUCAUGCCUCUAGAUGAUAUUUUUCGUCAUAGUGGUGAGGAUCAUCGCUAUAUUCAUGAGGCUGAAGUAAUAUUGGAAGCACCAAAGGACCUUAACUCUUCCUUUGUUUCACCUGUGAUACCGCAACCCUUCACUAGUGUGCCCAUGAAUGAAAAUGCGACAAAUUCACCUCACGGCAUUACUAUUCCUGGAUUUAUGAACAGUGAUUACUCUGAAGCUCACUCUGUGACAUCUGAAGUGUCCCACCUUGCCUACACAGACCCACUACUGGGUGAAAUGUCGAUAAUAGAAAACAUGAAUGAAGAAGCUUUCAUAGAUCUACUACCAAUAGAAAUGGAGAGAAUUGAAAAGGAGAAAGAAGAAGCCUUCAAGAUACAUGAGCAAAAGAUAUUGCAGCUCCAAUCUGACUAUGAAAAGGAGGUUGAAAAGUUAAGUGUAAAGUACAAGAUGUUGCUUCAGAAUGUUAAUACUGAAGUAGCUCUAAAAAGAACGGAACUUGAGACACAAUGUGAAUUAGUGUUAAGGAACAAGGUAUUAGCUCAAGUUUGGACCCAUAAUCUUGAUAGUUGUGAAGGAGAUGUUGUACAGUGCACAGAACAAGAGGCAAUGCCUAGUUCUCAUAAGACUGCUCAAGACUAAAUUCACCGAACGUCCUCUCCUACGGUGAUGAUUAAUCCUUGGACCACCAUUCCAGAAAUCAACCCCGUUAGAGCAUGCUUUGAUCCACAUGAUUCAGUUGUGCAACAAUCAUGAUGGCUAUGAUUUACUAGCCCUGUCUCCACCGAGAGACUCUGCUGCUGCUUCAUCUUAUUCAGUACCUCUCAUUCCAAAUCAAUGGAGUGGGAUAUCAGACCAGCAUUUGCCACCCGGUUAAACUUUUUUUUUAAAGGCACUUGACUGAUGUACUUAUAUACCAAAUUCUGAACCAUGGUGGUGAAAUGAAUGUAAAUAGUUACCUUAAAGACAGUGAAAGAGAAAAACAAAAUGAAAGAUAGUGUAGUCUAUAAGUGAACAAGAUUGAAAAAAAAGUUUCUAUUGUGUGCUCAAGUACAUGAUAAGAAAUAAAAAGUAGAUAGUUAUUAUUAGAAAAUGA